AUGGGGAGCCCAGAGAUAAUACAACAAUAUUUCGGCCAUGAAUCCAAAACCACGCUCGAUCCCAACGCAAGUGUUCAAAGCGUCGAUGACGUGAAGCAUCCCGCUCAAGAAAGCACCCUUCAACUUUUUGAAAAUGAAGAGCCCAUAGACGCGCAACAGUGGCAGCCUGGUGUCCGAGACUGGCUUGUUUUUAUCUGCAUCGUCAUACUAGCGAUGAUGGAUGCGUUUGAUGCCACUGUGUUGAUCCCAAUGCUACCGGACUUAGCAAACACAUUCGAUGAACCGCUCGUCAGCGUCCUCUGGAUCAACACGGCUUAUCUGGUCCUCAAUGCUGCCAGUCAACUAUACUUCACAAUGAUGUGCAGUGUUUUCAGCCAUGGCGCAGUGUGGACUAUCGCCGUCGUACUAACAACUAUCGGUACCGGGAUUUGCAGUGGAUCGAUGAGUCUAGUGGAAUUAGUCGUCGGCCGUCUGAUACAAGGAAUUGGUGGGGGCGGGGCGAUGAGCCUCUGCUUCGUGGUUAUGACUGAGUCAACUCCCGAACACAUUCAGUCACGAUAUUCCUGUUACAUCCUCCUCACUCGAAUCAUCGGUACCAUGGUCGGCCCAGUCGUCGGAGGCAUCUUCAUCGAUUAUGCACAAUGGACAUGGGCUUUUUACUUCAACUUUAUAUUCUGCGCGCUCGGAAUGCUUGUGAUACCCUUUGCCGUUGACUUGCGAGUCUCGAAGAAUAUCCCGCUUCGAAAAUUGCGUAUUUUGGAUUGGUCUGGGGCUACAAUGGCCUUCAUGGGAUUGGGAGGUAUUCUUGUGGGCCUCAGCUGGGGAGGUAUCUCUUACCGUUGGAACGAAUGGCAGACUUUGGUGCCCAUCGCUGUUGCGGCAGUGGUUCUUAUCGCUCUGCUAUUCUACGAGUCAACUUGGGCCCUGCACCCACAAUUUGGAUCUCGGGUAUUUGGAAGCCUAGGGGUUGCUAUGACCUAUGUGGGAUGUUUCUGCCACGGCUUCGUGAUAUUCUGCCAGCUUCAGUUCUUCACGAUGUUCUUCAUCUCAACAAAGUACCUAUCAACAUCUCUUUCCGGUAUAACCCUGCUCGCUAUCACUGGUCUCUCUAUCGCACCCGCCGCGGUUGUUGGGGUUGUUCUGGCGAGGGAAUCCAAAUGCGCCAAGUGGAUAAUUUCCGGGGGUUGGGUUCUCACAAUCCUUGCCUCCGGAUGCUCAAUCCUGAUGGAUGGUGCAACGCCGACGAUUGGCUGGGUCUUCCUCUUUUUCUCAAUGGGUUUGGGUCACGGCCUGCUUCUCUCAAGCUACAACAUCCGGAUUCAAAGCCUUCCAAAGGAAGAUGGGACUGCGCUAUCUACAAUGCCAAUCAUUAUAUCAAAUUACAUGCGGACUUGGGGCAUGGCAGUGGCGAUACCUAUUGGAGGCGUGGUGUUCCUGAACUUGUUCGGUCGCGAACUCCACCUGGCAGGCCUAGACCGCGAGCUGAUCAACACGGCCAAGGGUUAUAUUAUCUUGAUGGAUCAAGUCAAAAUGUCUGAUGAAAACAGAGAAACCAUCAAGGCUGCUGCGGCAGUGGCGUUGCAGGGGACCUGGGAAGUUAUAACAGGCGUUGCUGCAGUUGGUGGAAUAUCGUCUGCCUUCUCAUGGAGGCGGCGCUCUGCUUGA
Molecule: messenger RNA, 1665 nt
Organism: Penicillium manginii
Lineage: Eukaryota; Fungi; Ascomycota; Eurotiomycetes; Eurotiales; Aspergillaceae
Product: Major facilitator superfamily domain general substrate transporter
Exons: 3
Coding region: 1-1665 (554 amino acids)
Biological process (GO): transmembrane transport
Molecular function (GO): transmembrane transporter activity
Source: RefSeq, a predicted model, not a curated record